AUGCUGGUAGCUGCCUCCGGUCGGAUGGGCUCCUCAGGCUCUCUUGGCAGCCCAGGGACGUCCAUCGGGUGCAAGAUGCUCGGGGCUUCUCCAGAAGCGUACAUGGACUUUUUUCCCUCUCGUUUUGGACGUCCUAGCUCUGGCGGUGAAAGCUCUGCAUCACGGUCUUUCCUCGACAGUUCACCACAUUGCCUGCCGUACGACGAAACGGGAUCCCCUCCACCGUGGCCGUUAGCAACACGUCCCGAAGCUACCUCAAGAGUUCCCUGCACUCCUCCACGGAAAACUGGCUUCCCCAAACCCCCUCUUGGUACGCUGUCUCCUCCACCGGCUCUUCCCUCGGCAUCGUCCACAUUCUUUCUCGAAACACACUCGCUAUCAUCCAACCACUCGUUGCUGUCCGACAUUCCUUCAUUCAACAACCUACGCAACCUUGACGAUGUCUAUCCUCAGUAUGCCUCCCCGAGCCCCGCGCGCUCUCAAGCUAUCUCUCUUACUCAGUCUACCAAAUCCCGCCCUCAACCUAGGCCGUCCAUGGAGUCCAAUCGUUCUUCCUCGUCUCAUCGUGCCGUCACCGUCCAGCAACUUGCACUUGAUCUCCCUCUGGCUCGUUCUCGGAGCAGCUCUCUGUCGGCACUCAUUCGAGCCCUGGAAGACGCCUCCCCUGGCUGGUAUCAAUCUCUCAUGGACAGCGUAAUACCCCAAGGCGGGCCGCCGUCACCGAAAGAGUCCCCUCUUACAUCUCCACCGCAAAGCCCAGCGACGUCUCCUCCGCGGUCGUCCCCGGCAACUCCUUGGACCUCUCCGUCUCGUUCUCCCGAGGUAUCCGAAUCGCUACUGAAAGAGUCUCAGCCACACCUAUGGGACAACACUCCCCUUCUUGAGGAAGAUGAAUCUUCGGAGGACGGUUUACCACCGGACAUGCUGGCUCAUCUCGAAGAACUUGAACAGCUUGCAAUCGAGAUCGGACUCCUUCCGCAUCCUCGACCUCCAACGCUGGACGGGGACGCCCUGGACUCGUUGUUUCUUCAUCCAGCCAAGUCGGACUCGGUCGAUCCAUUCGAGGCUCAUCAUUGUGGGCUUUUCGCCUCUCUCGAGGAGCGUAGCUAUGAGAAGACGGUGCGACCUUCAUCUAGCCGGCCUUCCAGCGACACAUCGUCAUCCGGGCCUGCUUCGCCUCAGUCCUCGCUUUCUCCGGCGUCUCAGCACGCGUUCAGCCCUAGUCCCUCGACCGCCAAAGCCAACCUCGUCCAACACCCGAAGCUCGCGAAAACCCUCGGCCUUGACGAAGCUGGCCCGUCCACCCCCAUCAUGCGCUCCCCCGGCCUGUUCAAGACCAGGCGCAGCUCCCGCGGACUGUCUACACCCAUGUCCUCCCCGACGAAGCCGUCUCCUGCCAAGCCGUCUCCCACUAAGUCAUCUCCCACCAAGUCAUCGCCCACCAAGUCGCCUCCCACCAGGUCGAUUCGCGCGCCCGCCACCCCCGUCGUGACGGCGCCCAGGAAAGAGCCGUCUACGCCCCCGAAGACCCCUCGCACGCUCAAGCUGCACGCUUUCUUCCGCAGGCGCCCGUCGAUGCCUGCCCAGCCCCUCCCGGACAGCAGUGCGCGGCCCACGCUUAGCAGACGGGCGGUGACGGUCCCAGAGACGGGGGAGAACGGGAAGCUCGCCGACCGUCGAGGAGGGAACAUCGUCCGAGGGAGGAGCCAGAGGCACUUGAGCGGGAGUGCAGCGACCAGCUCGAGCGCAACGGAGCUGGCCGCCCAGCCGAGCACGACUUCCCUUGCUUCAUUCCUGCAGAUGAUGUGA
Messenger RNA from Epithele typhae, 1809 nucleotides. RefSeq lists its product as uncharacterized. The transcript has a single exon. The record is from RefSeq and is a predicted model, not a curated record. Bases 1 to 1809 code for a protein of 602 amino acids. NCBI's taxonomy places the organism in Eukaryota, Fungi, Basidiomycota, Agaricomycetes, Polyporales, Epitheliaceae.